AUGGUACAAAUUAAAACCACAAUAAAAAAUAACGAUACACUAUCAACAACAUUAAACAUUCAAAAAAUGAUUCAAAGAAAUUUCACACAUAAACCUAUUGAAUGCUUCUACAUAUCAAAACACCAUAAUCAUAAUAAAAAUUCAUCUAAUAUUUCAUUUGCAUGGCUUAUACCAACAAUCACACCAAUGCCCUUUCAUGGCAAAGCUUACAAUUACUGUUCAUCAAAUAGAGCAGAAGCAGAAUGCAUCAAACACAUAUUAUCAUGUUACACUUAUGUUUCUUCUGAUGAAUUUACAGGCUCGAAUGGUGCUUGGGCAUGGCAUUUUUCACUUGAAGCAAAAAUGUGUUCAGGAAAUAAUGAUGAUAUGGAUAAAAGGGUAUCAGUAAAGCAUAAACAUCUUACAGGAAGCUUGGAUUUACUUUAUGCAUUGGAGGAGUUUAACAUCCAACAUAUGCUCUCAAAAGGAUUAUCUGUUGAUGAUGUAUUAUACAAGCCAAGAUCAAAACAACCCACACUCAAAAAGACUGAUGACACAUCACUCAAGAAUUCUUUUACCAAUGACGAUUUUAGGACCCCUAUUGGUUCUGAGCAUGAUAGUAAUGAUUCUGAUGAGAAUGAUGAUUCCGAUGAAAGUGAUGAGGAGUGUGUGUUAAGACUAAAUGUAGAAGAAAUCGGAUUUGACGAAUACAUUGAUCAGGGUGAUAAACAUCUUGCUACUGGUGAUCCUUCUUGGGCUAAACAACCUGAUAUGAUUGGGAAUAUUGUCAAUAAUGGAAUGUUUGCUUAUGAAGUGAUGUUUGGAGAAGUAACAGGUGAGGGUAAGAACAACACGGAAAAGAAAAACCUAAUUGAUCUGAUUAGUGACAAAGUGGACUGGUUAUUUAAUGAUCUUAAUUUCUCCUGGAGUUUAUCUUAUGGUAGAUGA
Messenger RNA from Entrophospora sp. SA101, 927 nucleotides. The record is from the annotation of a GenBank genome assembly. Lineage: Eukaryota; Fungi; Glomeromycota; Glomeromycetes; Entrophosporales; Entrophosporaceae.